Molecule: messenger RNA, 615 nt
Organism: Mollisia scopiformis
Lineage: Eukaryota; Fungi; Ascomycota; Leotiomycetes; Helotiales; Mollisiaceae
Exons: 1
Source: RefSeq, a predicted model, not a curated record
UCAUCGCGAACUUUCCUUACGACGGACCAAUUCCAGGAAGUCAUUAAACUCGGUGUCCUUGGAGUGCCUAUCUGGAUCCUCUCUAUCGCCUGCAUCAAGAUCAGCGUCGUUUGUUUGCUUUUGCGUCUGUCGCAUGGUACCAUAUGGGCCAAGUUCCUAUACGCGUUGCUAGGAAUCAUAAUCUCCACAUCCGUUGCUUUCUUCCUCUUCGAUCUCCUUCAGUGUAUACCACUGGCGGCAGCUUGGGACUUCUCCAUUAAAGGAAGAUGUGUAAGUUCGCACACAUAUCAAAUCGUAUCUAACGCUACCACUGACGUCAACAUCGCCACUGACGUCGUACUGUCCCUUUUUCCGUUUACGUUCCUUCGCCAAAUGCGAAGGCCGCUUAUGGAGAAGGUGCUUGUUGGAGUUUUGAUGGCUAUGGGACUGGCAGCGGCGGCUGCUUCUAUCACGAAGGCUGUUUACGUUCGCGCAUGGGUACAUGCAGAAGAUACAUUCGCCAUCGGCUUCACAAUAUCGAAUUUGACAUGCGUUGAGAUGUUCAUCGGUAUCAUAGCAGCCUGCUUACCCAGCUUCAAACCUCCAUUACAGCGACUCCUUGUUUCUCUAGGAAUG